ACGGUGAAAUAGCCAAUCGUGCUCCUCCUCCUCACGAGUGCAACGAAGAUGGCGCAGGACGGUGCGGUACCCAGCGAUCUCUACCAGCAUGUGUACUCGUUUCUCGUGGAAAAUAAGUUCGCCAAAGCCGCGAAAGAAUUUUUGAAGCAGGCUAAAGUGAAACCUCAAGACCAAAAUGAGGACAGUCUCAUGGACAUCUUCAGUUUUUGGGUGAAGUCCCCAGAGACCAAAAAGCGCAAAGCGGUCACCAGUGGUCCUGCGGCGGUCAACGGCCCAUCAGCCAAGAAAGCAAAGAAAGAUGCGGAGAGUUCAAGUAGUGAGGACUCCAGCAGUGAAGAGGAAGCUCCUGCCAAGAAAGUUGUACAAGCGAAAGCUCCUGCUCCAAAGAAGCCAGCAGCUGUAGCUGCUAAAAAGGGCAGCAGCUCUGAAGACUCCAGCGACUCCAGUGAGGAUGAAGCUCAGGCUAAAACGGCAGCAAAGAAACCUGCAGUUGUGAAACCUGCUGCUAAGCCUGCAGCUCCAGCCAGGAAGAAAGACACCAGUUCCAGCAGUGAGGAGUCAGACUCUGAUGAGGAGCCGGCCAAAACUCCAGCAACAGGGGCAAAGGCCAAGCCUGUGGCAGGGACCCCUAAACCGGCGUCCACUCCAGUGUCUGCAGCUAAGAAGAAACAGGACAGUAGCAGCAGCGAGGACAGCUCUAGUGAUUCUGAGGAUGAGGCUCCAGCUAAGACUGCAGUAAAAGCACCAGUCCCAGCGAAGACCCCUCCAGCCAAACCUGCGGCCCCUGCAGAAUCCAGCAGCGAGGAGUCAUCCUCAGAUGAGGAAGAAGCCCCUCCUACUAAGAAACCCAAGACUGGACCGUUUAAUGCCGUCCCGCCCCCUGGAACACUGAACGCUCGUGCUCCAGUCAAAUCCCCUGCAGCUCCAGCCAAAACUGUGACUCCCAAAGCUAGUGCUAAGAAGGAUUCAUCCAGUUCUGACAGCUCUGAUUCAAGCUCAGAGGAUGAAGCAAAGAAACCAGCUGCCAAAGCUGCACCGGCUAAAGCACCUGCAAAGGUCACUCCUGCUAAGAAAAAGGACUCCUCAAGUUCAGAUUCUUCAAGCUCAGAGGAUGAAGCAGCAAAGCCAGCUGCCAAAGUCACACCUGCAAAAGCCACUCAAGCUAAAGUCACGCCUGCUAAAGUCACCCCAGCUGCAAACAAGUCUUCAUCUUCAAGCUCUGAAGACUCUGACGAUGAGGAGGAGGCCAAGAAACCGGCAGCAAAAGCCGUCCCAGUUAAACCCGUGCCAGCCAAGCAAGCGUCAGUGAAAGUCACACCCUCUGCAAAAAAAGAAUCAUCAUCAUCAUCAUCAUCAUCUAGCUCUGACUCUGAGGAAGACAAGCCAGCUGCAAAACCAACCCCUGCUAAAGCUACUCCUGCUAAAGCUACUCCUGCUAAAGCUACUCCUGCUAAAGCUGCUCCUCCAAAGACGACCCCUGCUAAGAAAGACGAUUCUUCAAGUUCAGAUUCAGACAGCUCUGAAGAUGAGGCACCAGCUAAACCAGCAGCUGCGUCCAAGCCUUUGAGCACUCCUAAACCUGCAGCCAAGCCUGCCAAAUCGAGCUCUGACUCGGACAGCUCUUCAGAUGAAGAACCUCAGAAGAAACCUGCCACCACACCGGUAUCCAAAUCUGUUACCCCAGCAAAACCUGCCGCAGCUAAACCAAGCAGUAAACCAGCGGAAAGCAGCUCAGACUCGGACAGCUCUUCAGAUGAAGAACCUCAGAAGAAACCUGCCACCACACCGGUAUCCAAAUCUACUACCCCAGCAAAACCUGCUGCAGCCAAACCAAGUGGUAAACCAGCAGAAAGCAGCUCGGACUCAGAUAGCUCUUCAGAUGAUGAGGAACCGCAGAAGAAAGCCCCCACCAAACCCGUAUCCAAACCUGUGGCCUCGGCCAAACCUACCUCAGCAGCUAAACCUUCCGCUAAAGCAGCUGAGAGUAGUUCGGACUCAUCAGACAGCUCAUCAGACGAGGAACCACAAAAGAAACCUGCCACCACACCAGUAUCCAAACCUGGUACCCCAGCUAAACCUGCAGUUGCAGCUAAACCGGCUGUUAAACCAGCUGAGAGCAGUUCUGACUCGGAAUCCGACAGCUCUGACUCUGAAGAUGAGACUCCAGCUGCUAAGACUGGUAAACCAGCAGCGGCUGUAGCUACUAAGAGCCCUGCCUCUGCCUCCAAACCUGCUCCAGCCAGUAAGAAAGCAGCUGAGUCCAGCAGCAGCGAUUCGGACAGUUCCAGCGAGGACGAGAAGAAAGGAAAAACUGCUGUGACGCCCAAAGCAGCAGCAGCUAAGCCGGCUGUGACUCCAGUUAGCACGAAGAAAGCAGAGAGCAGUAGCUCUGAUUCUGAUAGCUCAGACUCUGAGACAGAGGCUAAGAAGACUCCCGCAAAGCCUGCAGUCGCCAACGGAAAGGCUACGACAAAAACGCCCACUUCUGCAGCAAAGGCACCGGCUAAAAAGAAAGCAGAGUCUUCGUCCUCGAGCGACAGCAGUUCUGAUGAAGAGGAGGCACCUAAAACGCCAGCUGUGAAAACGCCACCUGCUGCAAAAGCACAGGCUGCUAAGGCUAAAGCUGAGAGCAGCUCGUCUGAAGACUCGUCAUCUGAGGAAGAGGAAACGGCGACUUCAAAGACUCCUGUGACAAACGGCACACAGAGCAAAAAGGGGAAAGGGGAGGCAGCAACAACACCCAAGAAUAAAAACAUCACCACAUCCACACCUCAGACUUUUCCCAGAACCAAACAGAAGGAAACCAAUGCUCCUUUCCGUAGAGUAAGAGACGAGGAAAUUGAGGUGGACCCCCGCCUGGCAGACAAUUCAUUCGAGGCCAAGUUGGGAGCCAACGGUGACUGGGGACAUAAGGCCAACAACGUACUUAAAUUUACCAAGGGCAAAUCUUUCCGGCAUGAGAAGACCAAGAAAAAGCGUGGCAGUUAUUGCGGCGGUGCAAUCUCCACAUCAGUGAACUCCAUUAAGUUUGACAGUGAUUGAGAUCACAAACUAAAUGAACUGCAGAACUCUCCAUGUCUGUCUUUCCUGUUAACUGCGACGUCAGCUCUCGAAAACACCGUUUUGACCCGUCUACCCUCUGUUCCUGCGGGACUGCCGGCGUACUAUUGACACCCUUCUGUAAUAUUGGGCAGGCAUUGACUGAAGGUGGCAGGAAUAGAGAGGGGAUGGUGAGGUAUAUGGUUGUCAUUCUUUUAUACACCCUAUCUUCCAUGCAGUUAGACAUGGUGACCACAUGGUGGCGCCAGUUCACUGCAUCUAAGCCUUUUGAUUAGUUUAUAUGUAAAAUGUGGCUUUGGAUUUACUGUAAAAAAAAAAAAAAAAAAAUGUUUGGCUUGACAAAUAAUGUACGGUUGUUCUAACAGGUAAUUGUUAAUAUACUAGAAAUGAUUUGGGGAUUUUCUUUUUUAUUAUUCUACAUCAAAGAAAUGUCAUUAUGCUUGCGUUAACAUUUUAUGAGCUUAUGUGUUUCUUGAGCCUAGUGAUUUGUCUAAUUUGGAAAAGCCAUGUGACUCCGCCCACUUCAGUUCGACAGACACUGGAGGAGUAUCCUUGAAAUAACACAUCAGUCAUCCUCAUUCAGUUUUAGUUUUGAUAUUUUAUGGUUUCAUAUGUUAUGCAGGAUUUUGUAAUUUAGUCUACUAUAUGAUCUUGUAACUGUAAUUAAAAAGUGGACUGAAACUCAA
Messenger RNA from Labeo rohita (rohu), 3746 nucleotides. RefSeq names its product nucleolar and coiled-body phosphoprotein 1 (gene nolc1). The record is from RefSeq and is a predicted model, not a curated record. The transcript has 14 exons. NCBI's taxonomy places the organism in Eukaryota, Metazoa, Chordata, Actinopteri, Cypriniformes, Cyprinidae. Gene Ontology annotation, molecular function: protein binding. Gene Ontology annotation, cellular component: nucleolus; nucleoplasm. Bases 49 to 3042 code for a protein of 997 amino acids.